Colletotrichum lupini is the source of this 1155-nucleotide messenger RNA. RefSeq lists its product as uncharacterized. Lineage: Eukaryota; Fungi; Ascomycota; Sordariomycetes; Glomerellales; Glomerellaceae. The coding region runs from base 1 to 1155 and encodes 384 amino acids. The transcript has 8 exons. The record is from RefSeq and is a predicted model, not a curated record.
AUGUUAGCCUCACCUCACUCCAAUACUCACACUAAGGCACCUAGUGUUCCCACACUCACAGUCCACACUCAUAAACCCAAUCUCAUGAUUCAUCCCACACCCCUCUCACCCCCCCCCCAUGCUCCCCCACCCCCUGCCUCGACCAUCACCAUCCGUCCCGUCUAUGUUCACAUCGACGAAUCUCCUCCUCCUCUCCCCUGUCGCCCUCACACCGUGACACCCACAAACCACCCCCCGUUCGUGGCUCGGAUUCUCCAAUUUCUUGUGCCUGUCACCCUGUCCCUGCACUGCGUCCGCAAUUCUUCUUUUCCCUCCUUUGGGCUCCUGGGCCACUCCUUUCUCUCCCGUCACUCGCAAUCCAAUCCAAUCCUCGUCCUCACCCCAAGACAAAUCGUCUCCAGUCUCUUCCAAUACGACAAUAUCGACGCUGCUCGCCGCCCUGUCUGGUUGACCUCGCCUAAAAAACCAAAUUCGAACGGCAUUGCGAGAUCCAGUAUCUCUGCAACCUUUGGACCACCCGAACAAGAUCACUCGACCGGGAUUGUCGAAUUACCCCCGACGGGAUUUCUCCCUUUCUUAUCAGCAAACCGCGAUUCAGCCAUAUUCCACCUCGUCUCCCCACGAAAUUUAUCCACCUCGUUCGCUACUGCCAACACGUUAGGCCUGGUUCCUACACCUCGUACAGUCACCAGACUAAUUUCGACGCAUCUCUCGCUGCCGCCAGCCUAUUGCGCAGGACACCAUUGGAAUCUGUGUAUGACCCUGGACUUGGAGGAAACAGAGGAGUCUGAUCUGCACAUCUCAUCUUCGCCAGCAACUUUCUUUCUCGCUGAGACGCUUGAAGGAAGGAGGAUCGACGCUGCUUUGGGUCUCCAGGAGCCAAAAAAAAAGGUCUACAUGCGACCGACAUCUCUGAUCCAGGUACGUUUCUUCCUCGACAUAUCUGCUCUGGCCCGCCGCCCACGUACCCGCCCCGUCUUUGAUGUUUGUUGCAUUUUCUCCCAGAAACCCCAGCAGACGCUUUCAUCCCAAGCCAUCCCGCAUCUCGACUUCAGACGCACUCUUGGCCAAUCGUCCCGAGCGAACAUUGCCCGUUUCAAACAAACUUUCGCUCUUCGUCCCAACUUCUCGAUCUACCAUCCCAACCACCAUUAA